UUAACAGCCGGAGAAAUUGAUCAAAUGGAAGAGACGACGAUGUUGAGUUGGUUAGAAGAAGGCAGAAAUGGCGGCGGAGGAUAUAGGAAGGAUAGGCCGCCGGAAGAUGACUGCUGCCCCAUUUGCUUUGAUGAUUUCCACGUUCCAUGCCGGACUAACUGUGGCCAUUGGUUUUGCGGCAGCUGCCUUCUUCGACUUUCGAGAUUCAAUGCAAAUUUCAAUCUGUUCAUAUGCCCUGUGUGUCAAUCCUGGGUAUAUAAUCUUGUUCCCCACUCACCUGUACUGAUUCAGCCAGGAAGAGAAGAAAUUGAUGAAAUCCUCGGAGAGAUCGAGCAAUUUAAUCGUGUUCACGAGUUGGUUGCAGGGUCUCUGAUGGAGAGCAUAUUCUACACAUUCUUGGAGGCUUGGGUUAGGAAUAUGAUCCAGUUGUAUGCGCUGUCACCUCCAGAUCUGAACCUUGGGCGAUUGGUGAUGUAUCCUCAUUUCUUCUCAGCUUUGAGUCCAGAAUGGAGACAACAAGAGCAAACUCUUCCAGCACUGAGUGAUCUCAACCCUCACUCCACUUGGUGCAGCAACAGUCAGGGCCAAAGAAAGAUCUACAAUCCUACAUCAACAAGUUUGACACAGGUGGAGGAAGAGGUGGAUAUAGGAAUCAAAGAGCAGGUAGAGGUGGCAGAGGAUUUGGAAAGGGAGGCAAUAAAAUCAUAUGCCAACUGUGUGAGAAACCAGGGCACUUAGCUGCUAAGUGUUGGCACAGAUUUGAGCAAAACUACACUCCCCUCAAGUGCAAUUAAGAGCAAAUCAACCCCAGCAGCAGCAAAACUACUACAAUCCUCCUGCUCACAUUGUCCGGUCAGUGCCAAGAUCUCCUACAACCAACUUCUCAGCAGCAAAUCCCUAUGUGUUUGGAUAUGAUUCUGCUGCUUCCUCCAGUUGGUAUCCGGAUUCUAGAGCUACUCAUCAUAUCUCCAAUGAUCUUGGAAAUCUGAACAUAAGCUCAGAAUAUACAGGAGGUAAAAGCUUGGUUCUUGGUAAUGGUCAGUAUGUUCCUAUUGCAAAUAUUGGUGAAUAUGUGGUUAGUUCUCAUUCCUCUACUUUUUCUAGAAAGAUUCAUCUUAAGAAUCUUCUCCAUGUUCCUAACAUUAUCAAAAAUCUUUUUAGUGUAUCACAGUUUGCUAAGGAUAAUUCAGUUUUCUUUGAAUUUCAUCCAACUUUUUGUUUUGUUAAGGACAUGUGCACUAAGGAAAUCAUGCUCAAGGGAGCACUUGAGAAGGGCCUCUACCAUUUCCUAGUUGAUCUGCCUUCUUCGACUAUCGAGAUUCAUGGUCCAACUGUGCAAGUGUCCUAUGUGUCAAUCCUGGAUAUAUAA
Molecule: messenger RNA, 1369 nt
Organism: Salvia splendens (bonfire salvia)
Lineage: Eukaryota; Viridiplantae; Streptophyta; Magnoliopsida; Lamiales; Lamiaceae
Exons: 3
Coding region: 25-738 (237 amino acids)
Molecular function (GO): ubiquitin protein ligase activity
Source: RefSeq, a predicted model, not a curated record